AUGAAGUUCCGAAUAGAGGACCUCGACGUGUACUUCCCGUACGAGUACAUCUACCCGGAGCAGUACGAGUACAUGGUGGAGUUGAAACGUACGCUGGACGCCAAGGGCCACUGCGUGCUGGAGAUGCCGACGGGCACGGGCAAGACCAUCACGCUGCUGUCGCUCAUCACGUCGUACCAGAUGGCGCGCAAGGGCACGGGCAAGCUCGUGUACUGCACGCGCACCGUGCACGAGAUGGAGAAGGCGCUCGCCGAGCUGCGCCUGCUGCACGCCUACCAGCAGACCGCGCUCGCGGGGGAAGCCGCCGCCGGCGCCGGCGCGGGGGGAAACGGCGCAGGGGGGAAAGGCGCGAGCGGAGUCCCGCGGAUAUUAGCCCUGGGGCUGAGCUCGCGCAAGAACCUGUGCAUCCACCCGGUGGUGGCGGGCGAGGGGUCGCGCGAGAGCGUGGACGCGGGGUGCCGCAAGCGCACGGCGUCGUGGGUGCGCGCGGCCGCGCUGGAGAACCCCGACAUCGAGGUCUGCACCUACUUUGACCAAUUUGACCGCAAAGGACAAGAAGCCGCUCUGCCGCCCGGAGUGUACACGCUCCAGGACCUGCGGGCGUUUGGGCGGGAGAAGGGGUGGUGCCCGUAUUUUCUGGCACGGCACAUGAUCAAUUUCGCUAACGUGGUGGUGUACAACUACCAGUACCUGCUGGACCCCAAGGUGUCGGGGAUAAUCUCGCGGGAGCUGGAGCGGGAGAGCAUUGUGGUGUUUGACAAAACCCACAACAUCGACAACGUGUGCAUCGAGGCUUUAAGCGUCAACGUGCGCCAGCAGACCAUCGAUGGUGCUCACAGGAACCUCGCCCGGCUCAACACAACCAUUGAGCGGUUCAAGGCAACGGGCGCGGAGAGGCUGAAGGAGGAGUACCGACGGCUGGUGGAUGGACUGGCGCAGAGAGGCAACUUGCCAGACACGUGGCUGGACAACCCAGUGCUACCAGCAACCAUCCUACAGGAGGCGGUGCCGUGCGGAGCACUUCCUGGCCUUCUUGCGCAGCUUCCUCACCUACCUGCACCUACCCCUUCUCACCUACCUGCACCUACCCCUUCUCACCUACCUGCACCUACCCCUUCUCACCUACCUGCACCUACCCCUUCUCACCUACCCAUCUACCGCACAGUCCAUCUCACCUCCUCCUCCCUCACUCUCCCCACCUCCUGCCAACCAUCUCCCUCUCCCUUCCUCUCAUCCACCCCCUCCCCCCCUUUCCCCUCUCCCUAUUAUACAUGGGCAAACGAGUCGACAUCGGACAUGUGGCUGGCGAACCCACUGCUGCCAGCGGACAUCCUACAGGAGGCGGUGCCGGGCAACAUCCGCCGCGCGGAGCACUUCCUGGCCUUCCUGCGCCGCUUCCUCAGCUACCUGCAGGCGCGCCUCAACACCACGCGCGUCGAGUCCGAGGGGCCCCUCGCCUUCCUGCAUGCCCUGCAGGCGACGACGGGCAUAGAGAGCAAGAGUCUGCAGCUGUGCUACGACCGGCUGCAGUCGCUGCUGCUGACGCUGCAGGUGGCGGAGGUGGACGAGAUGGGCCACGUGCAGUGCGUGUGCGACCUCGCCACGCUUGUCGGCACGUACACGCGCGGCUUCGCCAUCAUCAUCGAGCCCUUUGAUGAACGCCAGCCGCAACUAGCUGACCCCGUGCUGCAGGUGGGUGCUGCAGGUGGGUGCUGCAGGUGGGUGCUGCACGUGGGUGCUGCUGCAGAUGGGGCGGUGCCACUCUCUUUUCUCCCCUUUCCUUCACUCACGCUUUCCACUACCCUUCGCCCCCACCCCUCUCCGCCCCCACCCCUCUCCGCGCCCACCCCUCUCCGCGCCCACCCCUCUCCGCGCCCACCCCUCUCCGUCCCCACCCCUCUCCGCGCCCACCCCUCUCCGCCCCCACCCCACUCAUCCCCUUGCCCGGCAGCUGAGCUGUCUGGACGCCUCAUUGGCCAUCCGGCCCACCUUUGA
Closterium sp. Naga37s-1 is the source of this 1995-nucleotide messenger RNA. Lineage: Eukaryota; Viridiplantae; Streptophyta; Zygnematophyceae; Desmidiales; Closteriaceae. The record is from the annotation of a GenBank genome assembly.